UUUGUGCAGGGUAUUGAGAUUGUCCGAGGGAGAGGGUAAUGCAGGCUGUAAAGGAAAAGCUACAGGAUGUCAGCGCCUUGCGCAAGGCCAAGGCUGAGGCAAAAGCUCAUGAGAAGGCUGAGAAGGAAAUGGCGAAAGCCAGAAUGGAGAUAGCUCACGAGACUAGAUUAGCAAGAGAGGCAGAAGCAAAAAUGGAGUUACAUGUGGCAAAGGCUGGGAUGAUGGCAGACAGGGAAACGGCAAAGCAGGGCAGUGAUAAUGCCACCAAUUCGUUGUCUGAUGUAACUGUAUCACCUCCUACCGCCACUCCCUAAUCGAUGUCUAAUCUCAUCAUUUUCUCAGCCAACCAAAAUUUUCUUUUUUGUGGUCACUGUGUUUUGCCUAUUUCGUAUGGACUCUUUGAACCCUCAUCAAAUGCCACGUCAUGCAACGCACUUAGAUAUAUUUCUAUUUAAUUUGCCUUGUUGCCCAUAUAAUUGUUGCUAUAAAUAAGUACUGUCUUAAGUUUCUUGAGAUCAAAAUACAAAGUAAAUGAUUGUAUUGACAUCCGUGUUGUAUUUAUGGAAAUUUUAAAUAUUUGGAAUGCGUUCCAAGUUGAUCUUAGCUUUUUA
Molecule: messenger RNA, 611 nt
Organism: Mangifera indica (mango)
Lineage: Eukaryota; Viridiplantae; Streptophyta; Magnoliopsida; Sapindales; Anacardiaceae
Product: late embryogenesis abundant protein 6-like
Exons: 2
Coding region: 39-314 (91 amino acids)
Biological process (GO): embryo development ending in seed dormancy
Source: RefSeq, a predicted model, not a curated record